Messenger RNA from Eutrema salsugineum, 2088 nucleotides. Its product is annotated as pentatricopeptide repeat-containing protein At3g15590, mitochondrial. NCBI's taxonomy places the organism in Eukaryota, Viridiplantae, Streptophyta, Magnoliopsida, Brassicales, Brassicaceae. The transcript has 4 exons. Gene Ontology annotation, molecular function: protein binding. Bases 71 to 1888 code for a protein of 605 amino acids. Gene Ontology annotation, cellular component: mitochondrion. The record is from RefSeq and is a predicted model, not a curated record.
CGAUCACUUCUCUCCGGCGGAAAAAAAAACCCCUCGAAUCGGUCUUGAGCUCAUUUGGUUGAAGGAAGUUAUGUAUUCGAUUUCGAAGAUCUUGCGAAGGAGUGGAAGAUUUAAUCUUGCGCCUUCUUCGUUUAGUGCGGUCAGUAAACUAGAAAUAUCAUCUGGUGACAAAGAAAUAUCAUCUGGAUUGAUUUAUAAUAAGUCCCAAGGUUUAAUCAGAAGCUAUUCCGUAAGAGAUGUGUUUUCGCGUUUCAUUGGCAUCAACAAGCUUUCUUCUAUAGCUGAUGCAAAUGACAAAGGAGAUGAGGAAGACAGGUUAUCUGAACCAGUGGAGACACUUCCUCUUUCUGGGGAUAUACCAGAGGGAGUUGAAGAUGGUUCCUUGUUCGAUUCUGAGCUUGGUAGUGAUGUAGAUGCGGCUGAUGAUGAUCUUGAAAUGGAAGUGGAGCAUUCAAACGAGGGGAAAACAAAAAAUAAAAGAGCCCGCUGUGAGUUGUUUGAAUCCAUUGUUGCUUACAAAUCAGUGAAACAUGUUCUUGAAGCGUGGGUCAAAGAAGGAAAAGAUUUGACUCAAGCAGAGGUUACUCUUGCUAUUCACAAUCUGCGUAAACGCAAAUCCUACGCUAUGGGUUUGCAGCUCUGGGAGUGGCUGAGAGCUAAUACACAGUUUGAGUUCACAGAGGCAAAUUACGCUUCUCAACUGGAUUUGGUGGCCAAGGUGCACAGUUUAAAAAAAGCUGAAGACUUUUUGAAGGAUAUUCCAGAAUCUUUCAGGGGAGAAGUAGUGUACAGAACCCUGCUGGCAAAUUGUGUACUUAAGCUCCAUGUGAAAAAAGCUGAAGAACUUUUUAACAAAAUGAGAGAACUGAAGUUUCCAACAAGCGUGUUUGCUUGCAACCAGCUGCUUCUCCUCUACAGUAAGCAUGACAGGAAGAAGAUAGCUGAUAUUUUGUUACUGAUGGAGAGCGAAAACAUCAAGCCAACUCGCGGCACCUAUCAGUUUUUAAUCAACAGUAAAGGUUUAGCCGGGGACAUAGAUGGAAUGGACAAGAUCGUGGAGACAAUGAAGGAAGAAGGUAUUGAACUAGACCCAGAAAUACAGGCUACCCUGGCUAGGUACUACCUAAGAGCGGGUCUUAAAGACCGAGCAGAAGAAGUUAUGAAGGAAAUAGAAGGGAAAGGCUUGACACAAACUCCAUGGGUGUGCCGUUCAUUACUCCCUCUUUAUGCAGACAUAGGAGAUAAGAACAAUGUGAGAAGAUUGAGUAGGUUUGUUGAUCAAACGUUGAGAUAUGAUAAUUGCAUUGCUGCCAUUAAAGCAUGGGGAAAGCUGAAGGAAAUUGAAGAAGCAGAGGCAGUGUUUGAUAGACUUGUGAAAAGAUACAAACUUGUCCCUAUGCUGCCGUAUUUUGCCCUCAUGGAGAUAUACACGGAGAACAAGAUGCUAGCGAAAGGCAAAGACUUGGUUAAACGAGUGUCGAAUGCAGGGAUUAAGAUCGGCCCGUCGACAUGGCACGCACUUGUGAAGCUCUAUGUUAAAGCUGGAGAAGUUGAAAAAGCCGAGCAGAUAUUGAACAAAGCGACAAAGGAUAACAAGAUGAGGCCUUUGUUCAUAACUUACAUGGUGAUUCUUGAGGAAUACGCGAAGAGAGGCGAUGUUCAUAACACGGAGAAGGUUUUCCUGAGGACGAAACAAGCAGGCUAUGUAGCUCAGCUUAUGCAGUAUGAAACACUUCUCGUGGCUUAUCUCAACGCCAAAACUCCAGCUUAUGGGAUGAAAGAGAGGAUGAAUGUAGACAAUGUGUUCCCGAAUAGGACUCUUGCUGUGAAACUGGCUCAGGUUGAUCCAUUUAGAAAGACUCCAAUGUCUGCUCUACUUGACGAUUGACCAUAAUUGAACUGCAAGUGUUUCUUCUUAUUGCUGCUAAGCUUAGUGAAUAACAAACAGAUGAUUCGUUUUCCUUCAAAUCAAACUAGAUAAUUAUUGUCCACGCUCUAUAUUUAAAAUAGGCUUAACAUUUUUAUAUUUGCAUUUUGCUUCAGUUUAAAUUCAAAACAGCGCUGUAAAAUUUUGAGUUAAAGCUCUCU